Menidia menidia (Atlantic silverside) is the source of this 904-nucleotide messenger RNA. Lineage: Eukaryota; Metazoa; Chordata; Actinopteri; Atheriniformes; Atherinopsidae. The record is from the annotation of a GenBank genome assembly.
ACGGGCAUUACUGGAGUUUGGAUACAAAGAACAGUAAGCCAAGAUGCCUCGUUCUGCUACCAAGUCCAAAUCCGACAAGCCUAAAGGCAGAGCAUCUGCCAAAGAGACCACACCUGUGGACCUUGAACCAAAAGCAGAUGCUGUCAUCCCUCAACGCUUUAAUCAGGUCAUGUGGACCAAUAUGUUAAUCCAAGAGGACACAGAUGAAGUUGUUGGGGAGAUUAUGGACGAUCUGCUCAUCCAAGUGAUGGAUGGCUGUUAUAAAGUGUACAUGGAGAGACAGCUUGCACAUUCCUGUGCUUCCUGGGCCAAGAGUUAUAUCACACAAAUUCUAGAGCACAAGUUUUGGUGCCUAGAUGCAGAAGGCCUACAGGAGGCAUCUAUAACAGAGGACUCAGAGCCAUUGCCAGCACCUCCAGAUUCUUGGGCUCAGGGAUGUGUUCCUGUCAUACAUACUACUCAUCAGCCUCAUCCUACUAUCCAAAAGAACGUUGAUUCUGCUCAAAAGCAAUGUGAUGUAAUAACCUCUCUGCAAAAGCAAGAUGAAAACGAAAGCUCGAGCCAAGGAAAGCUAAAGACUGACACGCACUAUAAUGUGCUGAGUCCUUUAACGCCACCAGAAACAAACCGUCAGAGAAAGAAGCAGGUGACCGUCCCUCCCAAGGCUGUUCCAAGCAAAUCCCUACCAUCCCUGUCCUGCUCCACUGCUAAACAAAUUGUGGAGGGAGAGGGUAAAAAGUCGCAAGGCUCUGUUGAUAGACGGAAAUGUGCAUCUUUACAUCAUCUUAAAGACUGCAAGCCCAUACCAAAACUGGAUCCUCUUUCCUUACCCCGUCAUUGGAUUGUUCCACAGUAUGAAGUUGUGGACAACAACAAAACAAAAGCCAAACCAAAAAGACUCUGC